CCCCGCCGGGCCGCCUCCUCCGCCGGAGCUGCCGCAGCGCCGCUCGGAGCACAGGUGUGCCCAGGUGUGCCCAGGUGUGCCCAGGUGUCUCCAGGUGUGCCCAGGUGUGCCCAGGUGUGCCCAGGUGUGCCCCCAACCCAGGAUGAUGUGCGAGGUGCUGCCCACCAUCAGCGAGGACCCCCGGCGGGGCUCGGGGGCUGCGGAGGAGCCGGGGCUGGAGCAGCUGAUGGUGCAGAUGCUGCGGGAGCGCGAGCGGCUCCUCGAGACCCUGCGGGACACCCAGGAGGGGCUGGCGACGGCGCACCUGAGGCUCAGGGACCUGGCCCACGAGAGGGACCUGCUCCAGAGGCAGCUCAACAGCGCCCUCCCACAGGUGGGUGUGUGGGUGUGGCCCCAGGUGUGAUGGGAGGAGCUCCAGGUGGGGUGGGAGGGGCUCACCUGAGGCUCAGGGACCUGGCCCACGAGAGGGACCUGCUCCAGAGGCAGCUCAACAGCGCCCUCC
This is a messenger RNA of Myiozetetes cayanensis, 502 nucleotides long. Its product is annotated as liprin-alpha-3-like. The coding region runs from base 143 to 403 and encodes 86 amino acids. The record is from RefSeq and is a predicted model, not a curated record. Lineage: Eukaryota; Metazoa; Chordata; Aves; Passeriformes; Tyrannidae. The transcript has 3 exons.